Trypanosoma theileri is the source of this 333-nucleotide messenger RNA. RefSeq lists its product as uncharacterized. NCBI's taxonomy places the organism in Eukaryota, Euglenozoa, Kinetoplastea, Trypanosomatida, Trypanosomatidae. The transcript has a single exon. The record is from RefSeq and is a predicted model, not a curated record. The annotation marks the transcript as partial.
AUGGGCCACGUGUUGUGCUUAUUGCCUUUUUUCCUUUACUGCGUAUGUGUAUGCGUAAUGGCUAAUCUAGACAAAGGUUCUACUGGUAUUCCUGGUGCUUCUGGAUUUGGUGGAGUGCCUGGUAGUCUUCAUCCUAAUCCUUCACAUCCCCAACCUGGUGUUGUGGGUGCGUGGCCUGGUGUUGGUAUGGCUCAUAAUAAUGUAGGACUCCAACCCGCUAUUCCUGGUUAUAAUGGUAAACCUGGAAUUCCUCCUGUUGUUAAAAUGCCUCCUGUUCAGUCUCCUCCUGUUGUUGGUGUUCCUCUUGGUCCACAGCAUGCGUCUCACUCUGCC